AUGGCAGCAGUCACCAUGCCCACGACCGCCACCCACCCUGUCCCCGACGGGCUUGGUGCCUCUGCUUUGGACAACCAAGGGACCGCGUCCCAGUCUCUAUCCCUACCUCCUCAAGUCCAUACCCCUCCCACUACCGACGAGGGGAGUCAUAAGGAUGAUGACGCCGCCUCGACUUCCUCGCUCUCCGAACUCGACGACGACAUUGAUGAUGAGGAAAACAGGAUGAGAUUUGAGGAGGCUGCACGCGCUGGCGCAGAAGCCGAACAGUUUUCGGAGGUCAAACCCGACAGAUAUGAGAAUGGAGUUCCGAUCUUUACUCCGACAAUGGCCCAGUUUAAGGACUUCCAAAGAUAUGUCAAGGGCGUGGACCCUUACGGCAUGCAGUCAGGUAUCGUCCUCAUCGAUCCUCCUGAAGAAUGGAAGCGCGCUCGGAAGGCUCUGGACGAAAUGGUCAAGACCAUCAGGAUUAAAAAUCCCAUCACCCAGGAAUUCCACGGUGCACAAGGGAUCUACACCCAAAGAAAUAUGGAGAAGAUGCGGUCUUAUACCCUUCCACAAUGGAAAUCCCUCUGCGAGCAGACCGAAAACCAACCACCCGCCAAGCGUGGUGAGAAGCGCCUAAACGCUGACAAAUUACUCGGACGAGGAACCGCUCGCAGCAGGAAAACCGAAGCAUCAGCAACACCCGAGGCUUCCAGAAGAGCCUUGAGUCGCGCCAAAUCCAUUCCUAUCAAAGAGGAACCCACCGACCAUGAUUCUACCCUCCUUGCCCCGCCGACGCCUACCAGUCCCGAGGUGAAGCCAACGGGUCUGGAAAAUGAGGAAGCAGAUGAUGAGGCGGCUUCCACAACUGCUGACCCAACUCCAACCAAGGCCAAGAGAGGGAGGGGCAGACCACCUGGUACUGGCAGACCAAGAGGACGGCCACCCAAAAACGCCAACAAGAAGGAAACUUCGAGUGUUGGCAAGGGGGCAGAGACCACUGUUGCCGCCCGCCGACUACGGAACGCCCGGGAGGCCAUGGAUGAAAUCGACGAGGAGGCUUUCCGGGAUUUUGAUUAUAGGGUAUACGAUAACGACCAGUGGACGCCCGAGCGAUGCGACGAACUCGAAGAGAAAUACUGGAAAAGUCUGAACUUCAGCAACCCCAUGUAUGCUGCUGACAUGCCGGGCUCUUUGUUUGAUGAUGAUACCAAGGAGUGGAAUGUCGCAAAACUACCAAACUUGCUGGACCUUUUAGGACAACCUAUCCCCGGUGUCAAUACCGCCUACCUGUACCUUGGGAUGUGGCGAGCAACUUUUGCAUGGCAUUUGGAAGACGUGGAUCUCUACAGUAUCAACUACAUCCAUUUCGGUGCUCCAAAGCAAUGGUACAGCAUAUCUCAAAAGGACGCCCCCAAAUUUGAAGCGGCCAUGAAGUCUAUCUGGUCCUCAGAUGCUAAGGACUGUGAUCAGUUCUUGCGCCACAAGACUUACCUCGUCUCGCCUGCAAUCCUAAAAUCGAAGUUUGGGGUCAACGUCAAUAAAGUUGUUCAUCGUGAAGGCCAAUUUGUCAUCACCUUCCCCAUUGGAUAUCACUCCGGCUACAAUCUGGGUUACAACUGCGCAGAGUCUGUCAAUUUCGCAAUUGAAAACUGGUUGCAAUAUGGUAAGACAGCGCGCAAGUGCCAAUGCGAAGCCGACAGUGUCUUCAUCGAUGUGGACUGGUUUGUCCGCCGGAUGAACGGCGAGCCUACACCUGAGUUUGAAGAAGUUGAGGUUACCGACGACGAAGAUGAGGACGAACCAACAGACCUGCCCACGCCUCCCAGUAGCGAUAGAGGCAGGAUCAAGAUUCCACAGAAGAGAAAACGUGCUGUGAAGGAGCUCGCUCCUAACAAGAAGGCCAGGAAAAUCAUCAAGAUCAGAAAAGUCAGCAAGAACCAGCCCUGCUGCCUGUGCCCGAACGACUUCUCCUGGGAGGAGCUUUUGCCGACGACACAAGGCCAGCGUGCACACAGAACUUGUGCUAUGUACACGCCAGAAACUUACAUUGCUAGCAAUGACGGCGAAGAAAUGGUCCAUAAUGUUGAGAACAUCAGCAAAGAUCGUCUGGAACUCAAAUGCCACGAGUGCCGGCAGAAAAAAGGAUCGUGCUUUCAAUGCUCAUCAGCAAAAUGCACCAAAUCGUUCCACGCGACCUGUGCAAUGCAAGCUGGUGUUCAAGUCGACAAGGGCGAAAUCGCUGUUUGGCACGAAGGGGUGGAGUAUCGCGAUAUCGGCUUCGACUGGAGAUGUCGUCUGCACCGUACAGUCAAACGCACAAGAAUCACCAGUGAACUUUCGGCCUGCAAUCACGCAAACAAUUGCUGGCAGAAUGCUGAGUUCCGACGGUUCCUUUUCGGCCUCAAGAAAGGGGAGCUUAUUCAAUUUCAGGCAACCAAUUUCGACGAUAUUGAAGCCGGCCUGGUUAUCGCUGGGUACGACGAAGGUCAAGACUCUGUGCUUGUCAAGAUACUGCCAGAUCUGAAACAGGUGAAAGAAGUAGAUCCCACUUCGAUCCUGUUCGUCGACUCCGCCACCUCGUAUCUACAGAAGCCAAGUGCAAAUGCGCUCGACCUACCGGAAGAACUCCAGGGCAUGACUGCUUCACUACCCGAGUCCACCGAGAAGAAGCCAAGUCCAGGCGACCUGUUCACCGAGGAGCCAAGAACCGAAUGGGCAGAAUUUGUCUGUUCUCUACCUCCCGUGAACAAAGCACAGAAGCCCGUUGAUCUGGCCAAGGAAAAACAACUGUGGUUGUACCUUGGAGAGAUUUCGUCGGAAGGAAAGGCAUUCUAUACGGCCGAUCCUGACAAACCGGUUCAUGAUCCUGCCGCAAACUUCCUCGACAUAGUCAUGCCUUCCAAAAAGGCAAUGGCACCACCACCUCAACCCAAGCGGCAAGCGUUCUCGGCUUCCCACCCAUUAGUCAAUUUUGCCGCAAAGAAUGCUGCAAUGGCAAGCAUUAGGCAGAAUGUCGAUAAACAGCAGUUGCAGAGUUCAGCCCUUCCAGGGACUUUCAGCGGAACGACACAAGAUCUCACGAUGGGAAGCAAUCAAGCAAGGCCCAUCAAAGCCAGCCAGAUCAAACCAUCGCAGUACAAAGACAUCAUGACUGGCCAAGAAGCUCGCCUGAACGAGCAGGCGCGGAUCUUCCAGCGACAACAAGCCAAGGUCCGCCAGCUUGACGCCGCAGAAGGCUCCAGUACCUCCAUACGUCAUGGUGGCAUUGGGAUUGAUCUCGAAGCUGUCCAGCGCCAGAGGCACUUCCAACAACAAGCAUCUCAACAUGCUAAGCAUAUGAAGGAGUGGUCAAACGAUCCAUCGCUGCCCCCGCUCAAACAGUACGAGCCCUUCCCGAGCUUCACUACACUCGACAACACUGGGCGUUACGGUCCUACAAUGAUGAAUUCAAACAUCAGGUCACAACAGUACGAAUAUAGCAGCGACUGGAUGAAUCCUGGCGCCACAGAGCGGAGCCCUAGUUUUGGACAUGGUCCAAAUUCAGGUCUCAACUCGAUGCUUUCACCCCAAUAUGGCCGACCCCAAUCCCCUGCCACUUCUUCCUUCCCUUCAUAUGUGCAACAAUCCCACCUUCAGUUUCCGUAUCACAGCGGUCCGAGUCACAGUCCCCAAGGAACUUCCACUACAAGCACACCAUAUCAACAGCCCCGCAUCGAAACCAUCCGUGCCGCCGCAAGCCAACCACCUCUGCCUCCACCUUCUGCCGAAGUCGAGCGUCGACGCCGGAUUUCCAACCCGGCUUACCCAUUCAAAAGCCCCGAUCAAAUCAAGGCUCAAAAGGAGGCAGGAAAGCACUCUCCAGCUGGCAGCAGGCCGAGCAGUUCGUACAUGAUGCCCAGUCCCAGCCUGCAGCAACAUGACACCUCGCCUUCAUUUAUGCAGCAUGCCAACUCAUCCGCUACGAGCCCUUCGAUGCAACCACUAGAUCCGCAGAACCCACCUCAAUUUAUCAACCCAAAUGCUACGCAGAUCAGCCCACCUGGGUCCAGUGCAGGACAUCGCUCUGCGAGAGGCAGUUUCUCUGGAUUAGGUUUGUCAUCGGCCGUCUCCCUCCCUUUGAGUCACAUGGGAAUUAAAAGGAGCGCCUCGAUGGACAUGAUGGAUUUGGACAUGAUGCAUGACAUGGCGCCCUUCCCUGCUGCGAGCAUCAAUCUACAAAUCAGCAAUUACAUUCCUAAGCGCUCAAUUUUCGAUCCUCUCAACACAACUGUCCAUGGCGGCAUGAUGCAACCAAAGCCUCAAGCGCUUCCCAAGCCAAUUCUGCCGCAUUCCUCGACAAUCCACUUCUCUCCUCCGCCUCCUAUGGCCGACCCGUCACCCCUUCUUGUCCAAUCUCUGGAGAAACGUCCACUUGGACCGACUGGGUUGCUGCUCAACGAUCGCCCGAUCCCGAAACAGCUGAGCGAUUGGUCUGCAAGGGGUGGAUUCUGGGCGAGGGUCGCAGGCUACUAUAUUCAGAAACAUAAGGGGAUGGCUAGUGUUUAUCGGAGCCCAUUCAUCGCGGUUAAGGACAAAGUUGGGCUGGAUAGUUGGGAAGGCGGCCUGGCGGAACGUUACUACGACAGUCUGGAGCCUUCGGAGAGGGAGAGAAUUGAUGCUUUCAGGGACGGUAAAGCUCAAUCAUGA
This is a messenger RNA of Fonsecaea nubica, 4671 nucleotides long. RefSeq lists its product as hypothetical. The transcript is spliced from 3 exons. Bases 1 to 4671 code for a protein of 1556 amino acids. NCBI's taxonomy places the organism in Eukaryota, Fungi, Ascomycota, Eurotiomycetes, Chaetothyriales, Herpotrichiellaceae. Gene Ontology annotation, cellular component: nucleus. Gene Ontology annotation, biological process: chromatin remodeling. Gene Ontology annotation, molecular function: histone H3K36 demethylase activity; histone H3K9 demethylase activity. The record is from RefSeq and is a predicted model, not a curated record.